AUAAGUCUAAACAUUGCUACAUUCAAGAUGUUCAGCGUAAGCACAGUUCUGGUCCUCUUAGUUUCCCAACAAGCUUUAUCACAAAUCAUCAAAGUUGAUCCUUGUAGUGUGAAUGAUGCUGAUUGUCUUAUAAAAAGUCAAACUAAAUUCUUACGAGAAGCUAGCAGAGGAACCCCAGACUCCACUUUAAAAUCAACUGAUCCUUUCCUCAUCCCUCACUAUUCACACACAUUUGAAAAGGAAAAACUGUUGGUAGAGCUUAAAAAUGUAGUUGUGACUGGCUUCAAAAAUCAGGAGAUUACUAACAGCAAAUUUACGCCAAAGGAUGGAGCCAUAGAUGCAGAUGUGGACCAUAAAUUAAGCGUGAUAAUGACUGGUGACAUGCUUCUCAAAUCCCUUGAAUCUGGAAAGCAAUUGUCUGGACCUAUUACAAUCGAAUCAAGUUUAAAUGAAAAACUGAAGUAUGUAUUGACCCCAACUGUAACCGCUGAUAAGAAAUUCAAAGGACUUAUGAUCGGACCAGAGGAAAAACAAUGCAGUGUUGUUGGUGAACCUAAGCUUACAACAACUGCUGCAUUUAAGGAUGGUUUAGUCAAGGAAAUCCCGAAGAAAUUGGAGGAGUACGAUGAUGUUCUAAGUCAACUCAAGAAAACCGCCGUUUGUUUGGCAAGUGAUGCCAUGUAUGCUGCCCAUUUAGAAAACUUGAGAAUUUCUGCAGCUGAUUAUGGACUAUACAACACAGCUUAAGUUUAUAAUAUUUUUUGGGAUUAGUUUCUAGAUUGGUAGAUAUAAAUUUGGGGUUUAUUUAAAAUACGUUAGAGAUGAAAAAAUUAGACAGCCAUAUAUAUUGUGUUUAUUAUCUUUAAUAUAUUUAAAAAAAUGGUUGUCACGACUAUAAGUUGCAUAAUAUUUACUGUAAAUAAUGUACAAGUUGCUAGUUGCAAUUUCACAAAACUUGAGAUGUAAAUUACAUUCCUUAAUUUAAAAUGUGCUGAAUAAAUUGUAAUAUAUCGCUGGUAGCGCUAAUAAAAAAU
Messenger RNA from Achroia grisella, 1034 nucleotides. RefSeq names its product juvenile hormone-binding protein-like. Lineage: Eukaryota; Metazoa; Arthropoda; Insecta; Lepidoptera; Pyralidae. The record is from RefSeq and is a predicted model, not a curated record. Bases 28 to 747 code for a protein of 239 amino acids. The transcript is spliced from 5 exons.